Dibothriocephalus latus is the source of this 300-nucleotide messenger RNA. The record is from the annotation of a GenBank genome assembly. NCBI's taxonomy places the organism in Eukaryota, Metazoa, Platyhelminthes, Cestoda, Diphyllobothriidea, Diphyllobothriidae.
AUGAAGAACAAAGUCAUCACCUUCGCUGCCGGCCCUACCAAGGUUCCCACCGAGGUCAAGGAAAUCAUACGCAACGAGAUGCUUGACUUCCAAGGAACCGGUCUGAGCAUUCUUGAGACGAUGCAUCGAUCCAAACAAUUCAUCAAGCUGAUUGAGACCUGCGAGAAGAAUGUUCGUCAGGUGCUGAAUGUACCCGAAAACUACAAGAUCUUAUUUUUACAGGUAAAUCAUGCAAAUCAUACACGCAUUAAACCUUUUCCGAAGGCAGUAUCUUUCAGCAAGAAGGACCUUUUAGAUUGA